CUGUCUGCCAUAAUCCGCCACUACACAUAACAACACAGGCUAUGUCUUAUGAUAGUCUUUAUAACAUGUUUUCGACAUACGAACUGACUGUUUGGUUAUAUCCAAAGAAAACUGCUGUACUCACUCAAUGAGGAACGCAGUUAAAUGUCAAAUUCGUACUACGUCAUUUUGUGUGUACUAAUUGGCAGCAGUGAUAUUGUCUUGUUUGUUUACAAAAGACAGUGUGGCUUUGCAGCUGUCAAAUAUUUAAUACAAAUAUUCAUGUCUGCGAUUUGUUUCGGGUAAUGGCUUCAUCAAUAACAGCCAGUGACAGUCUGUACAAAGCUGCAAACAUAGUAAAUGGAUUGGAUGAAUCCAAAUUUCCACUAUUGCUCAGUCGGAUUGCGCAGGUAAUGCAACAAUGUCCAGAUGACAAGAAGCCUUUCACAGAAGAAGAACAAGAAAAAUUGGAAGUUUCAUUAGCUCUUGAUAAAGAUGAUUUGAAACUUUUAAUAGAAUCUAGCACUCUCAUUCUGCAGCAGGCUGCAUACCAUAUGAUGAAACCAACAGUAUUACAGCAACAGCUGCAUGAUGUCCUUGGGUUAAAGGAAGAGAAAGCCAAAACCUUUGCCCAAGUUUGGGUGAAUUCUGCAAAAGGGAUAGUUGAACAACGUCGAAAGAAAUCUGUUUUUCCAGUACAGCUAGAAGAUGUGCGUUGGAAACUGGGUCUGCAGAUGGCAUCGGAUGUUCAACUGAAACAGAAGAUUCCAAAGGCUACCUUUCAGUUUGGUUUACUGUCAGAUUGUGAAGGUGAAAAAAUUAAGGAAAAUAUCACAUUGGAAUUCACUCAUGAUGAAUUGUUUGAAUUUCACAAGAAGCUGGAAGCUAUUCAAAGCCAACUAGAUGCUCUUAGAUGAAAUGGAGAAGAAUGAUCCAGAGUUUUUGAAGAGGAUUAUAUCUGUGUUCUCUUUUUAUUAUAUAAUAUAACUGAUUCACUUUUGUUUUAUUUAAUAAAAAUACAGGUAUUAUAUUCAGA
Schistocerca serialis cubense is the source of this 1015-nucleotide messenger RNA. RefSeq names its product COMM domain-containing protein 10-like. The coding region runs from base 285 to 896 and encodes 203 amino acids. The record is from RefSeq and is a predicted model, not a curated record. The transcript has 4 exons. NCBI's taxonomy places the organism in Eukaryota, Metazoa, Arthropoda, Insecta, Orthoptera, Acrididae.